Bacillus rossius redtenbacheri is the source of this 1235-nucleotide messenger RNA. Its product is annotated as coiled-coil domain-containing protein 130 homolog. Bases 176 to 1147 code for a protein of 323 amino acids. NCBI's taxonomy places the organism in Eukaryota, Metazoa, Arthropoda, Insecta, Phasmatodea, Bacillidae. Gene Ontology annotation, cellular component: U2-type spliceosomal complex; post-mRNA release spliceosomal complex. The transcript is spliced from 6 exons. Gene Ontology annotation, biological process: mRNA splicing, via spliceosome. The record is from RefSeq and is a predicted model, not a curated record.
AAAAAAAAAAAAAAGUCACUAGCGCUCCCAUCGGGGUUGUGUAUCAAAAGAUUCUCAUCCUUCGGGGAUGUACUAUGGUGUUUAUAUUUUUAUAGUGACUAUAUUAUUGUUGAGUUUAUUAACUCAGUAAUUCUAUUAAUUUUAUUAAGUAAAGAAGUAAAGAAGCCGCGCCAACAUGGGGGAGCGCAAGGGCACAAACUUGUACUACCCGCCCGACUACAACCCGAAGGUGGGCGGGCUAAAUAAGUUCAUGGGGACCCACGCCCUGAGGGAGCGGGCCCGCAAGCUGCAUCUCGGCAUCCUCAUCAUCCGCUUCGAGAUGCCCUACAACAUCUGGUGCGACGGCUGCGGGAACCACAUCGGCAUGGGCGUGCGCUACAACGCAGAGAAGAAGAAAGUCGGCAUGUACUACUCCACCCCUGUUUACCAGUUCCGUAUGAAAUGUCACCUGUGCAACAACCAUUUCGAAAUCAAGACUGACCCAGCUAACCUGGACUACGUGAUCGUGUCGGGUGCGAGGCGGCAGGAGAACCGCUGGGACCCCACUCAGAACGAGCAGGUGGUGCCAGAGACCAAGCAGACGUCCCGCCGCCUGUUCGACGACGCCAUGUUCAAGUUGGAGCACGGCGAGGGGGACAAGGGCCAGGCCAAGAAGGUGGCCCCGGCCCUCGGCAGGCUCGCCAGCCUCAGGGACAGCAUCUGGCGCGACGACUACGCCGCCAACUGCGCGCUCAGGAAGAAGUUUAGGGAGUGCAAGAGUGAAAUGACUGCCAAAGAGGACAGAGAUGCAGCAGUACGAGCUAGGACCAGCUUAGACAUUCCUUUACUUCCAGAGGACGAUGAAGAUUCCAAGAUGGCAUCACUUCUGUCCCUCAAGCCAGCUCAGUCGAUUGCGGAACGAAUGAAUCAGACCCGCCAGGAGAUAAUCCACCGGCCAGCGCUGCACAGCUGUACGGGAGUGUCGUCUGCGUUCCUGGGCGUUAGGGCCAUGAAGCAGCUGUCCGAGAGCAGCUUGAGCAGGGACAGCCUCGGCAUUACGGUACGAGGUGACACCCACCAACAAACCACCACCACCACCGCCGCCGCCGAGAAGAAUUCACUUGUGUCACAAGACUACGACUCUUCCAGUUCUGACGGCAACAGUUGAAAUAUAAAUCUCACUAAUUUAUUGUUAUAUAUUUUUAAGGAAUGUAUUAUUUUGUAUUUAGUUGAUAAAAAAUCUAUUAAGUGUUUAA